AUAUUGAUUUUGAAUAAAGGAGUAUACUUUUGUAGAACAAUCUGGAGUUGGAAGGUCGUGUUGAAGAAGAAUCUUUUUAGUCUUAAAACCUAAACCCCCAAUUCGAUACUAAUCGUUUCUUGUUUCAUAAGAGACAAAACAGCAAACAGUUACAAGACGCAUCGAUUGUGGUUUGAUAUUUGUGACAAACCUUUUUUUCUUUUUUUAAUUUUCAUCCGGUUGAAUGAUCGAGUGUCUCCUGGGGUUCUUAAUUGAAUUGGGUGAUUGGAUUAGCCUUAGUUCGCCUUGCAGUUCAUCUUAAAACUGGAAGAAGUAUUGGAGGUUGAUGAGUCGCUGUGGACUUUGUGAUCAACUGGGUGUUGCGUGGAUUUUAGAUUUGGAUGUUCUUUGACGUACCCAGCACCAACUCUGCCAGUUUCUGCUUCAAUUCAAAUAAGCCAUGACUGAAAACAACAGAGAUUCGAAAAUGGCAGUAGAAACAAACACGGCUUUAAAAGAAGCUCUUUGUGCUCAACAGCGACUUCUGCAGAAACUUUACAAUGAGUUGGACGUAGAAAGGGAAGCCUCAGCUACUGCAGCUAGUGAAGCCUUAGCAAUGAUAUUGCGUCUUCAAGGAGAAAAAGCUUCUAUAAAGAUGGAAGCCGAGCAAUACAAAAGACUAGCAGAGGAGAAAAUGUAUCAUGCUGAGGAAUCUAUGGAAGUAUUUGAAGACUUUAUUCGCCAAAAAGAAAUGGAGAUUGCUUCCUUAGAUUACCAAGUUCAAGCCUAUAGGUACAAGCUAUCAUGCUUGGGGAUUGAAGAUAUUGGAGCCAAGGAGAUAAAAUAUCCCGAGAAUUUGUUACAGCUAAAUGAAACUUCAGUUGGGGAAUCAAACCCCGAGGGUCUCUUGAGGAGAAACUCUGCACCUCCAAAACUUCUGAAACUGGCUUAUGUGAAAAGGAAUAGGUCCAUGAGUCCGGAUUCUGAUAUGAUUCCAAAAAUAGUGGAGGAAAGUGGACAGGAGGAAGGAAGUCAUCAAAACUUGGAUUCCGAGAAACAAAUGGAUGGUUCAUUGUCUGUGGAUAUCAAUUCGUAUUGGGAUCAGAUUCGAAAGUUAGAUAAGAUAGUUGAAGAGAUGGCAGGAGAGCAAUUCCUUAGUUUGAGGGAUAGAUCCUCAAGAUCUUCCUCUGUUUUUUCUCAACUUAAUGAAUUGGAUCAAGCUCAAAUUCUCAAAAAGUCAGCGGAUGACGAGAUGCUUUCAGAUACUUGUUCAUUGAGUGUGCAUGAUGUCUUUGAAGUCCCUGAAACCAACGGAAAUCUUGCGAGUCAUGAGCAGGUGAAAGAUAAUGGGAUUUCAAUCUUGAAAAAUGAAAAGGAAGUUGGAAAACUAGUUACUUUCCCAGAAGAGGCUAUGAAAUCAUGCAACAAUGCUGAAACUGGUUUGUGUGAAAAAGGGUUACUGUUGAAACACAAAGAUAAGCAGGCGUUUUUCCCAAGAGAUGGUAUCAAUAUCAGCUGCCACAUGGCCGUUGAUCUGCCCGCCAUGGAUGUAGCUGACGCUCAAGGAUCAUCUGAACAGGUGAACACAACAGAGAUAACAGAGGGUGAGAGGGAAGAUGUAAGAUCACAAGAACAAGUUAGCACUACAGGAAGGGAAGAGGUGAUGAAAAUGUUAUAUGAGAUAAACGAGAAAUUAGAUUCAAUACAAUCUGAGAUUAGAAGUAAAAACACAAAAACCAAGGAAUCGUCUCCGAAAUACGACUUACCCAUGCUUCAACUUACGGAGGCGAUGCUGCAUUUUUGGCUGUGAUGUGAAUAAGCAACUUGUUCCUAAUUGAUGAGCUGGUGAGGAAAUUGAUGGUGCUUGAAGUAGUAGUUUUGGUUCUAACUAACUAAGAGGUGGUUUGGCAUGAUUUGAUUGGUUUGUAUAUUUGCAUAUAUACUUGUACAUACUUACAAAAUGUGUGUUGUGCUUGUAAAAGGUAUUUGGACUUGCAGUUGCAUUGAAUUCAAAGUUUAACUCGGUGGUGGUGGGAUUUGUCGCU
Molecule: messenger RNA, 2024 nt
Organism: Cynara cardunculus var. scolymus (artichoke)
Lineage: Eukaryota; Viridiplantae; Streptophyta; Magnoliopsida; Asterales; Asteraceae
Exons: 3
Coding region: 440-1789 (449 amino acids)
Source: RefSeq, a predicted model, not a curated record